CAGGAAAGCUCAUUCGCUGAAUAUUUUUCUCAGAAAGAGUUUUCAUUCUUAAAAGAUUACAACAAAAGACUUAAAACAUCUCAGCAAACUCACCGAAAGAGGCUUGAGCUUAAAAUAAAAGGCUUUUCUUUACGUCGAGAAACAAAUACUGCCAAAUUUUCAAGAUUGUUGACAAGCAAGGAAAAGCAAGGUCACAAAGUAGCGCGGGACGACUGUGUCUUUUACCGUAUCUAACUCAAUUUUUUGUGUCUUUUUUAAAGCCUUGGAAGGUCUUCUACAGGGAUGGAUGAAUAUCGCAACCAAAAUGCUUGCCUUUUUGCCAAAGUGAUAGACUUUAGCAUGGAGGAAAACCAACUUGUUUACAUUUCCAAUGUAAUGACCUGCAUUUUCAACGCGCUGUUCGCCGUUCCAGCCAUCGUUGGAAAUAUUCUAGUAGUGUUAGCGAUCUGGAAAACGCAUUUGACUCGUUCUCCGUCAAACGUCUUGCUCUCCACGCUGGCGUUUGCCGACCUUCAAGUUGGCUUAAUCGUUCAGACAACAUUUGUCUGUCACAAGAUGGCUGAAAUCUUCAAAGCUGCAAAGCUGUCUUGUUACACUCGCUUUGCGUAUAUUGUGUUUGGUUACUGCAUUACAGCAGUUUCCCUUCUUACACUGACAGGUAUCGCCCUGGAACGAUUUUUGGCAUUGCACCUACAUCUGCGCUACAAAGAGGUAGUAACAAAAAGACGGAUCUUAACUGCGGCCUCUUCUUUCUGGGUAAUAGGAAUAGCUGUGACUUCGUUAUUUUUUAUACAGAGGACUGCGUUUGGCUCAAUUGUGAUAGCCGGUGAAGUCUUAUCCAUCGUGAUAACCUCUGUGGCAUACAUCAAGAUUUAUAAAAUAGUGCGUCGUCACGCCAGAGAAAUACAGUGUCAAAGGCGAAUUGAUCCCGGUGCUCAUGUGGAAUUAAACAUGAAAAAAUACCAGCGUUCGACGUGCACAAUGGUGAUUGUAUUUAUGCUAUCGUUUGUCUGCUAUGUUCCUUAUUCUCUCGUGAUGGUAGCUAAACUCAAAUACGGAUUUACAGGAUCGGUAAAAGUUGCAACUGACAUAUUUUCGACUGUGGUUUGUAUCAACAGCUCUUUGAAUCCGUUUAUUUAUUGCUGGAGAAUGAAAGAAAUUAGGCAGGCCGUCUGGGGAGUGAUCAAACGAAAUACGGGAGUUAAUCUCGGAGCCACUGAACAGAGUAUGAUGACAUUCAACCCGAUAACGCAACCGAAAGCGCUGGAUUAUGGCUCUGGCUGUAAACCGCUUCCCCAAGCAACACACGAGAGUGUCAAGUAACGUACAAAAAAAAUAAACAUCUCUAAAAUCAUAUCUUUUAAUUUCAAAACUUGGCGGAGUGCAGUUUUUGUACUGGGAAACUUGAAUUUAACGGUCAGAACUAGGAUCAGGGCAAUUAAGGAUAUAUAACUUCAUAAACAACAUUAUUAUCAGGGAAUGAAAGAGAAUCUUUAGCUCCAUAAGUAUUUACUGAACAUUUAAACUCAUUGACAGGUUCAUGAGAACUUUGCUGCACGUUUAGAAUAAAUCGGACUUGUACCCACCGGCGGGCAGAUAAAAUAACUUUUUUUUUAUCUGUAACAGCCAAAGUUAUAUAUGGUUCACUUUAUCUCAUACUGGGCUUUGUGUUUAGUUUAAUCUACUUUUAUUUAGUCACCCUGUUGUCAAACAUAUCAAGUUAAGGCUUGUUGUUGUUAAAAUGUGAAUUCUAAUUUAAAAA
Molecule: messenger RNA, 1762 nt
Organism: Stylophora pistillata
Lineage: Eukaryota; Metazoa; Cnidaria; Anthozoa; Scleractinia; Pocilloporidae
Product: melanocyte-stimulating hormone receptor
Biological process (GO): G protein-coupled receptor signaling pathway
Cellular component (GO): membrane
Molecular function (GO): G protein-coupled receptor activity
Source: RefSeq, a predicted model, not a curated record